AAGGCGCUAUACAAGUACAGUCCAUUUACCAUUUAAUAUGAUGCUGUUGGUGCAUGAAUGAGUAAGUAGUUGAGUAGACGGUCUUUCAGUGUGGCCCAGGACACAUUUGCAUACACACUGCUAAAAGAAUGUGGCCAUAUGUGGCCCAGACCACCUCAGAAUGUGGUCUGAGCGUUUGGAUCUCAAUGCGUCUUGGGUGCAUUCACACCUGUACUUAGAGAGUCCACUUCGACAUGUUAAUGCCAGAUGUAAGCAGGGCCUAAAAGACUCUACAAACUACAGCCAGCCUUAAUCCCAUUUAUUGACACUCUCAGUCCUCUUUUCAUUGUUCUCUCCUAUGCAAGUUUGAAGCAGCUGCUAUGAGGCCACUAGAUGGUGGUUUAACAUUCACACUACUAACCCUGCUGCCACGAGUAAAGUAAGCAUCUCUCUCAUUACUAGCACUUUUGUAGAUCAUUUAACAUUGAGUUUUGCAGUCCAUAAACUAGCUACCACUGCCUUAAUUAGCUAGCAGUAAAUGUUUUUCAGAGGAUAUGUGGCAUUACAUAGGGCUGGGUAUCGGACCUCUGGGCGUUUUUGGUAACAACAAAAAUGUGUCUCUGGUACAGCGAAUCAAAAACUCAUCGUACAGAAAACUGACAUCAAAUGUUAGGGCCAGUAUGUAUAAGGCUGCUCUUUGUGGUCUUAGGUGCAACAAAAUUCUAAGAGUGACGUAUAUUUCCUCUUAUACUUAAAAUUAAGUGCCUAAGCAUUCCUAAGUGUUUAGAUUUGGUCUCAAAUUAUUUCAGAGAGCUGCAGAGGCCUCCUCAGUCUGUCAUGACUGUCAGGACCUGCAGAGGCAGCAGCUUCACACUUGUAUAAUGCGAAAUUGAUCAAAGGUACAGGGUCUGUCCCAAAACAGUGUUUGUUCCUACUGUUCAUAUUAAAAGACAUCUAUAUAAAUCAUUAAGUUCAAUCAUUAUUGUAUUGGCUGGGCUGUGAAAGUUAAGAAUUCUGAUGGGUUUGAAAGGCAAUUGUAGCGUGACCUUGCUACCGUGGAUUCCCUGGCUACAAGGCAGAUGGCAAGACACAGCUUGCAGGCAUUGUUUUAUUAUUUGACUGCUCACACACACAGUAUUCCAAAAGCAAACUCCAGUCUGUCUUCACAGCGCCUCUGCUUGCCUGGCUUGCUGGAUCUCGUCUUGUCAGGAUCUCUUUCGGGAUCCUGACUCGGGAGAAGACCUGAAACAGUGCCUGUGCCACGCUCUUCGCAGGAACCUGUGGCGCCUCUCGCAUAGGCGUUGCCGGUCCCCCCUCCCCUCCCCGUCUACAGUGUCAGAUAAUCUCGCAUCACCACUGAGCACAGCACGAAUAUCUCAUGUCCCUGUCGGUCGUGAACUAACCCACACACUGCCCCACUAAUCUGUUGAACCCCUGCCAAAAUCAAGGGGUGCGUCAGGUGGGAGCUAACCGUGGCCUUUUAUACUGUGUUUUUUUCCCCUGAUAUUGAAUUUCCACCGACACUAGAGGGUAUCUUUGAACAUCACCCAUGAUGCUUUCACCAAAACUCCAGGCCAAACCAGGCUCUGGUGAAUAAUAGACUGCAUACAGCCCGAAUCCACUAUUGCCUGGUGUAUACCUCCUUGGAUUCUUACCGGAACACACGGAUGAGUACGGUCUAGACCUGCUCUAUAGGAAAAGUCCAAUGAGAUAACUUCUGUUAUGAAUUGGCGCUAUAUAAAUAAAAUUUCAUUGAAUUGAACAAUGUAUGUCCCUCCUGGACCGGGGGAGGGUGCCGGCUCCCUCCAGCAGUAUCAGCUUCUCGAGCAGCCUCCCCUUGCCGAUGGACUCCCCCAGCUGCAGCUACCUUGUCGCCACAUCUUUCAGCUGUUGUGCAUAGACAAAUGGGCGGUCAGCAGGACCCAGCCUCUUGUUCCAGACCCGGCAGCAGUAAUCUUCAGCGGAGAAACCCAUCUGAUCCAGCACGGCCUUUUUUAUAUCGGGGAACCUUCCAAGAGGCGGCUGGCAAGCAAAGUGCCGCUGUCUGGGCGUACAACAAGGGAAGGAAGCAUACCAUCCAUUCUGUCUCCAGCCAGCCACAUGCUGCUGCCAUUGCCUCGAAUGUCUCGAUAAACGACUGGGGAUCAAACGCUGACAUCUUGGGCAGGGCAAUGUUGGGAAGGGAGGAAGGUGGGGAAGAUUGUGCUACAGCCCCAACCGGGACAGCAGACUCCCCCAGCAGCUGAGUCUGCCUUUCUUCCUGCUCUUGAAGCACCUCCAGCUGCCGCCUAGUCACUGCCACUUGCUCCCGGUGCAUCGCCACCAUCUCUCCCAGCAUCAGAGCCAGGACGGUUACCAGCUGUACCUGCUGCGACUCGGUGAUCCUUCUCUUGUACACCAAGUCACGUUGGGCACCAGUUGUAGUGUGACCUUGCUACCGUGGAUUCCCUGGCUACAAGGUUCCUGUAAGCACAGCAAAGACGUAGAGUGAGCGGUCGUGGGGACAUCAUGAGGCAGCUCAAAGGCAAACCCAGGAAAGAAACAUCCAAGGACAAGAAGGAGCGUAAGCAGGCCAUGCAGGAAGCCCGACAGCAGGUGGCCACUAUAGUACUGCCUACACUGGCCAUAGUGGUGCUUCUCAUCGUUGUCUUUGUCUAUGUGGCCACUAGGCCUGGUGCUAUCGAGUAGACUUUAGUUCUAUUAAAAAGACAUGAACUCCCAAGCUGACUGGGGUUUGACAAACUGAAAAUGGCUAUACCCAAAGGAUUACCCCCACCAUGUGACAACCAUCCCUCUGUAGGCCAGUGACUGGCCUACCAUUAGUCUUAAUGAAAGCCGCCUCCAAAGUGUUUCUUUGCUUCAAGCAGGAUUCAAGCUGCAGAAAGAAGAAAUCAAACUGAGUGGAGAAACAGUUGCUCUUUGGUGCCUUCAGAUGAAUGAAGAUGACAUCCAUUUAAUCCAGUUAAUUUUAGAGCAGCAGAUGGAUUCAUUGCGAUGUCUUACAAAAUGAUACAAUAUCAUGCAUACCAAAGGACUCGUGCACAGCUUGCCAAGUUUGACCAGAGGUGUUGUCUAAACAAGUGAAUGGUCAAAAACUGUUUCCUAUUGUGACUCAGUGCUGUUUUAAAUUUUUAAAUUCAAUGCAACAUGAGCCUGGUCUCAGACAUGUAUCUUUGGAUAGCACUCACACCUAUCUGUAUGACUGAUAUGUAUGAAAAGUGUUUUAGGGGAAAAGAAGGAUUCAGUUUACUCCUGCCUUGUGUGAACUGCUGAAUGCAACUCUAAAGUAUCUUAUUGAAUGUAAUUGUAGAAUGUGUAAUCUUAAGUCCAUUAUGUUCAAACACACCUGAAUUCCUCCAUCUUUAAUGUAGAUGUUACCUUGUUUGUGUCCAUUAAGUUAUUGACAACCAUACCUUUGAGUCACUCAUGACAUCUGUGCAGAUGUAAUAAGGUGCCUUAUCAGAUUUGCAACUGUUUUAUUUCAGUUCAAUAAAUGAUUUUUUAAAAAUAA
Molecule: messenger RNA, 3490 nt
Organism: Siniperca chuatsi (mandarin fish)
Lineage: Eukaryota; Metazoa; Chordata; Actinopteri; Centrarchiformes; Sinipercidae
Gene: smco4
Product: single-pass membrane protein with coiled-coil domains 4
Exons: 2
Coding region: 2488-2667 (59 amino acids)
Source: RefSeq, a predicted model, not a curated record